CCAUUUGGUGCGAAACUGGUUUGUUUGGAAAAAAUGGCUGCCGCCAUGAUGGUGCCUCUUUCACAUCUUCUGCAAGUUUAUGUGACGACCUGUUUAAAGUUUAACAGUGACACGCGGUGGACUUCAAUAUGUAUGAUCUACUUAUGCUGCCACAAUGUAAAGGCAACAAUCACUGGGUUUUGCUGGUUGCAAGUGUUAUGUCCAGGACUGUAACCAUUUACAACUCGUUGGGUGGUAACAACAAGGCCUUGUUCGAUUUGUUCUGCCAGUUCAUGUGUCAACGAGCACAAAUUGUGAAAGAUGGCUUGGAAAAAUUCAGUUCAGAGUUCAAAGCGCCACCUUGCAACAAACAGCGCCAUGGAAACAGCUGUGGAGUGUUUGCAUUGAUGACUGCCAAAUGUUUGGUCAUGAAAAAGCAUCCCACAAUGUUGCGACAGGCCCAUGGUUCAGUUUAUCGAGACUAGUCGUGAGAUGCAGACUUCUGAUUCAUGGAGUGCGGCAAACAUAUCUGUGCGACUCGAUCACUCCACUGUAAAGACCCGCACGGCAUUAAAAUGGAUAUUAUCAAUAUGUGUUGGUGCUCGAAAAUAUGUUUUUGUAGCUGGAAGUGCUUUGGGCACGAUUAAUCUGAGAACUCAACAAAAUAUUAAUAAAAUCCUUCUGUGCCUUUUAGUUCUGAAAACAGAAGUAGCCAGUUGGUAUUACACAUCUCCUAAACAAGUACAGCACAAUAAAACUUAAGGUUUUAUAAUCCUAAAUUUUUAUAACAUCUUUAUAUCCACACAAAAAUAUUGAUGAUUGUGGUGCUCAGAUUGCAAAACCACCUGUUUGGCAAAAAUAAUGCAGAUGGUUAGAUUAUGAUAAGUGCAAGAAAAAAAGAAUAACUCUAGAGAUAAUAAUUGAUAUGAUAAUCAUUGCUUGACAGAAUCACAAUUGACCUAGAUAUUUAUUUAUGUA
This is a messenger RNA of Dreissena polymorpha, 957 nucleotides long. RefSeq names its product sentrin-specific protease 1-like. The coding region runs from base 129 to 464 and encodes 111 amino acids. The record is from RefSeq and is a predicted model, not a curated record. Gene Ontology annotation, molecular function: cysteine-type peptidase activity. Gene Ontology annotation, biological process: proteolysis. Lineage: Eukaryota; Metazoa; Mollusca; Bivalvia; Myida; Dreissenidae. The transcript is spliced from 4 exons.